This is a messenger RNA of Xiphophorus maculatus (southern platyfish), 6601 nucleotides long. RefSeq lists its product as uncharacterized. The record is from RefSeq and is a predicted model, not a curated record. The transcript is spliced from 19 exons. Lineage: Eukaryota; Metazoa; Chordata; Actinopteri; Cyprinodontiformes; Poeciliidae. Bases 2151 to 5576 code for a protein of 1141 amino acids.
GUGUUCCACGACCAGGACGAAAACCACACUGCUCUUCCUGACUUACUUCCUGCUCUAACUGACCCUUAUUUUAAUUUUUAGCUUUUUUUCUUAGUUGUAACAAAUUAUAUUUUUAAGCACAUAAUUUAUUGUUAACCCAGUUCAUCCUCCUAAUCAUAUUUAGAACAUGCUCGUUUCUUUAACACACUUAUCUCAUGCCUAUCAAUCAUUCAAAUAUGUAAUAACAUCUAAGAUGAACCAGUCUUGUUUGCAUAGCAGUUGUACACUUCUAAUAUUCAAAUUCAAAUUGUAAUCGUGGAUGUCUUCAUAGUUUUCUUUUCCCUUGUUGAAUCUAAAACAUUUAGGGAUAACAUUCUCUUAAAGGCAGAAAAUAAUAUUCUGUUUCCUAACAUGUUGCCUCCUAGAGAGCUUUUAGCCAAAUCUUAAUAUAUGGAGCCACAGAAUGACACAAAUGUUCCAUAAAUUAUAAAACAAUUUGCAAGUGGCAGCUGCAGGUGGCAGCAUCUAUACGCUGCAAAGUCCAGGGACUGAUGUGGCAGCCAUCUCUUUCAGAAACAUGGAAACAAAUAUAGCAUCCGCGUUUGCAGAACAUGAGAGAUGCACUUUACAUCUCACACGCUCCACACACAACAUGCAGAAAAACUCUGCACCAACUGGCCGGUCUGGUGGCGUGGAGGCCUCACGAUUUGCUCUUGUUUUGGAGCAAGGACGUGGACACCUGCCAGUCACUGAGGAGACUGUUAACACCUCUCUGCACCGAUGUAUUUUGGUGUCUGAGCCGACAGCUGGAGCUUGCUCAAAGUUGAGUCACUCAGCAGUGCAAUUAUUGCAAACCCAGCAGCAAAUCUAGAACAAAAUGAUAAAAAAAAAAUUAAAAAUCCAUGUUUCCUGUCAAACUGAAGACUGUACUUUAGUUAUUCCUGCUCCGUUCAGUCCGUUCAGUCCGUUCAGCGUUCUUAAGACUGUAAGACAUUUGUUAUUAACUAUGCAAGAAACUAAUGGCUCAAUAUGAGGAAUCGCUCAUUAUGCUACAGGUGCAUUUCAGUAAAUUAUGAUUUUAUCAAAAACAAUUUCCAUAAGUGAAAAUCCUUUAUGAAGACUCACUUCGCACAGAUUGUUUUUUAAUGUUGAUGUUACAGUCAGUUAAAACCGUCUAUUUCAGAAAAUGUUGUUAUUCAGAAAACCAAAAACAUUCAUCAAUACAUAAAUUUUGUGACCACUUAAUAGCUUAUGCAAUGAUGAUGCUAUCAUCAUUGUCACAACUGCAUUCAAUCAUAUUAAUGGAAAGUUGAAUGGAAGGAAACAAUGUGCACAAGCAGCAAGUAUUAUUAGAUUCUUGAGAGGAUUGUGAAGCAAAGGCCAUUUUGUGCAUGCAAGAGUAUUUAGUCCACAACACUGACAUACUUUUAGUACGAUGGUAUUUGUUUACAUGGUUAUUUUUUUUUCGGAGAAACUGAAGUUUGGGUUUUAUGUAAGUCAUGAUCAUCAAAACCCAUUUGAGUGAAAGAAAGAAAGAAUGUGUCACCGUCCAAUGAAUCCUGAAAAUAAAUGAGACUCAGGUCACUGUUUUAUGAUUUUAUUACAAAAAGCAUUUCAAUUCAGCUAGGUACGACUUUAUAUGAUCAAAAUAAAGAAGACAAAAUAAGGAUUAGGAUUUAAUAGAUUUUAAAAACCCCAUAUCAGCUUCCCUGUAGCGCCUUACUUCAGUAGAGGAAGGCAGUAGCGCCCCUCUGUGGUUGGUAAAUUAAGUGCAGUAGAAAAUGCAGGAAAGUGAAUUCAGAGGUUUAUUUCUUUUUUUGUUUUGUUUCAACCUUAAAUAACCACAAGCAACACACAUACUGAAUUUAAAAAAACCCAAAACAACAACUUUACCGAGUUUAUAUAUUUGUACCAUAAAUUUAUUAUAAAGAUCUGAAUAGAUGAGACAACACUUUAGUUGUCUUUGUAGAGAGAACAUUGAGGGAGAGAAUAUUAUAGCCUCUCUGAUCAAGAAUCCUCAUCUGAUGACCCCCAACGACUCAAAAUUACCCAGCUGAAUAAUGAAGAAGUGAGAAUGAUUAUCAUGCACCAGCUAUUGUUUCAGAGUGGGUGUUAGUUUUAUUCUGGGUUCACUUCCUGGUGAGUUUCUUUUUCUUUGAAAGAGAUCAAAGAUGUGGAGCUUUCAGAAACUGUUCUUCACUCUGUGCUCAGCUCUGAGCUGUGUGCGCAGCGCUGCAGGUUUGAUCCGUGUGUUUGGAUAUGAAGGUACACACGUGAAUAUUUCCUGCUCAUAUCCUCAGGGUUAUGAGGCUUAUCAAAAGUACCUGUGUAGGAACGACUGCGCGGACAGCGACGUCCUUAUUACAACAUCACAAGCAAAUAAACCCAGACACUCCAUCUAUGAUGACAAAAGUACAAGAAUCUUCACAACAACAAUUGCUAACCUUCAGUCAGCCGACGCUGGGAAAUAUUGGUGUGGAGUGACAAGGAAUGGAAAAGAUCUUUACACCGAGUUAAAACUAGAAACAAAACAAGACAGUUGCUGCAGCACGGUGAACAACAUCCAAGGUAACGAAGGCGGCUCAGUGACCAUCAGCUGUCCGUACGACUCUGAGUCUGACGACAAGCUGAAGUUCCUCUGCAGAGGAAACCGGCCCUCCACAUGUCGACAGCAGGCAGUGAUCACCUCUAGCAACACACAAAAUGGACGAAUCAAACUCUCUGAUGACAGGAAGUCAAGAAUAUUCACAGUGACCAUUUCCAGUCUGACCCUGAAGGAUUCUGGGUCGUAUCUUUGUGGAGUCCAGAGAAACUCAGGAUUUGAUGUUUUCUCUGCUGUUGAGCUGGAGGUCAAAGAAUGGUGCUGUGUGAAGUCAAAGAUAAUUAGAGAAACUGCAGGACAUGAAGUAACCUUGCAGUGCCCUUAUCCACCUAAUCACCGAAACAACAGGAAGUUCCUCUGCAAAGGAAGUCAACGCAGCAACUGCACAGACAUGAUGAAGGGUCAAAGCAGGUUCUUAGUGCACAGUGAUUCCUCUGAGUCUUUCUCCGUUAAAAUCACACACCUGGAAGCAGGAGAUAACGGAACCUACUGGUGCCGUUCAGAGCCAGAGUGGAACGUCGGAAAUUAUACCCAGUUUCAUCUGUCUGUAGUAGAAGAAGAACAGAAUGUGGCCAAAAAGAAAACGCUUCAGGCGUUGCCAACACAAGACACCACAACGGUAUCUCGGCACCAGAGCAGCAGAGUGACAACUGCCCCGCCGGUCUCUGAGGAACUCAUUGAAGGGUUUCCAGACGUCGCCCUCUAUUCACUCGUUGCCAUCGUUGGUGGGCUGUUGCUGCUGACUGUCAUCCUGGUCACGGUUUUCAAGAGCAAAUGUUCCAAAGUACAAGAAAUCGGAGUCGUUGCAGACGGAAAAAAGCUCGACUUCGUGGAAGCGCAGGAAGUGUGUGGCAGAGAAGAUGUGUAUCAGAAUCAUGACUCUAUGGUGAUGAGAUCACAGCAGAUGGCCUCGAGGCAACAACAUGCCACCUAUCACGCCAAUGAUGUGGACGAAGAUGAACGCGACUACGAAAACGUCACAGCAGCUGAGGACAUCUACUGCAACGAGGGUUUCCAUAAAUUUAAUUGUCUUCUCUCUGCAGCAGCUCUGAGUUGUGUGAGCAGCGCUGCAGGUUUGAUCUCUGUGUUUGGAUAUGAGGGGAGCGAUGUGACGGUUUCCUGUCCAUAUGAUCCAGGAUAUGAGAGAUACCAGAAGUACCUGUGUAAGAACAGCUGUAGUUACAGUGAUUUUCUUAUCAAAUCAUCGCAGGGAAAUAAAACCAAAUACUCCGUUUACGAUGACAAAAGAACAAGAGUCGUCGCAGUGACCAUCUCUGAUCUUCAUUUUGGUGAUGCUGGGGAAUAUUGGUGUGGAGUGACCAGAGUAGGAAAAGAUAUCUACACUGAAGUAAAGCUGGAAGUAAAAGCAGACAGAUGCUGCAACACGGUGAAUAAAACCCAAAGUAUUGAGGAAGGUUCAGUGACCAUCAGCUGUCCGUACGACUCUCAGUCUGUCGACAAGCUGAAGUUCCUCUGCAGAGGAAACCGGCCCUCCACAUGUCGACAGCAGGCAGUGAUCACCUCUAGCAACACACAAAAUGGACGAUUCAGACUCUCUGAUGACAGGAAGUCAAGAAUAUUCACAGUGACCAUUUCCAGUCUGACCCUGAAGGAUUCUGGGUCGUAUCUUUGUGGAGUCCAGAGAAACUCAGGAUUUGAUGAUUUCUCUGCUGUUGAGCUGGAGGUCAAAGAAAAAGGAGAACGAAAUGCAAGUGGAGAAAAAAAGCUUGAGGAUCUGCCACCAAGCCUCACGACAGAAGUGUAUGAGCACCAGAGCAGCACAGUGAAAACUAUCAUUACUACCACACCACCAGCAUCAGAGGAACAGGCUAAAGUGCAUUAUCAUCCAAGCACCACAAUGAAAACUACAACACCACUGGUUUCUGAGGAACUGACUGGAGGUCCUCUAUCACCUAUGAGCAGCGCUGCAGGUUCGAUCCAGGUGUUUGGAUAUGAGGGCGGAGACGUGAACGUUUCCUGCCCCUACGAUCGGGGAUUCGAGGGUCGUCAGAAAUACCUGUGUAACAACGACUGUCGUUACGCUGAUGUUCUUAUAACAACAUCACAAGGAAGUAGUGGAAAAUACUCCAUUCACGAUGAUAAAACAACCAGAGUCUUCACAGUAAUCAUCUCUGACCUUCAUCUUGGUGACGCUGGGAAAUACUGGUGUGGAGUGACAAUAAUAGGAAGAGAUAUCAACACUGAAAGAAAGCUGGAAGUAAAACCAGACAGAUGUUGCGACAAAGUGAAUAAAAUCCAAAGUAUUGAGGAAGGUUCAGUGACCAUCAGCUGUCCGUACGACUCUCAGUCUGUCGACAAGCUGAAGUUCCUCUGCAGAGGAAACCGGCCCUCCACAUGUCGACAGCAGGCAGUGAUCACCUCUAGCAACACACAAAAUGGACGAUUCAGACUCUCUGAUGACAGGAAGUCAAGAAUAUUCACAGUGACCAUUUCCAGUCUGACCCUGAAGGAUUCUGGGUCGUAUCUUUGUGGAGUCCAGAGAAACUCAGGAUUUGAUGAUUUUUCUGCUGUUGAGCUAGAGGUCAAAGCAGAGUCGUGCUGCGCUAAGUCAAAAAACAUGAGUGGAGUAAUGGAGCGUAGUGUAACCUUCCAGUGCCCUUAUGCACCCCAGCAUCCCAAUGACACAAUGUUCCUCUGCAAGGGAGACAGAGCCAGCAACUGCACAGACAUGAUGGAUGAAAGUAGGUUUAUUCUGAGCGAUGUUUCCUCCAGCUCUUUCUCUGUGACGGUCACAAAGCUGGAAGCAGGAGAUGCUGGAACGUACUGGUGUGGCUCAGGCCCAGAGGCGAGUGAUGGAAACUACACCCGCUUUCAUCUUUCUGUAGAUGCGACUCUCCACCAACUUUCAGAUCCAGCUAUCUAUGCCCUGUUUGCUUUAGCUGCUGGGCUGCUGCUGAUGGUGACAUUCGUCCUAGUUAAAGUUUACAAGAAUAAAUGUCACAAAACAUUGAAAGAAAGAGAAGUUUCCAGAUGAAGAAUCUAAACGUCAUUUUGCAGAUGUUUUAGAGGACGUCUAAAACAUCUGCAGACCAAAGCUUCGUCUGCAGGGGCUAUGGGAUCAUAUGAAAUAAUGUUCACUGGACUAUUUAAACCUAAAUGAAUGCAAUUCAUUAUUUAAGUACUCAGAUAAAAUUUUUAGGUCUUAUUUUAGAACAAUUUUCAUUCAAAAAGUGUGUUUGUGAGAGAAAAAAACAAAGGAAAAUAAAUACAAAUAGUUGAACCAGCAAAAUAAAAAUAAUUAUCUCACAAUGUCAAACUAUGUACAACUGAGGAAAUGCACUUGCAUGUGUAAUAAUGAAUAAAACAUGACAGGUAUAAACAGUGUAAAAAUGUCUAAACUCUAAACUGCACACCUAAACGAUAGAAUAAAGUUUAAGAAUAAACUGGAACUUUGAAUUAAAAUGUAUUCAUGAAGAUGGCUCAGUGUCCAGUGAUGACAGGAAGGCAACAAUAUUCACUGUGACAUUUUCCAAUCUGACUCUGAAGGAUUCUGGGUCAUUUUUUUUGAAGCAUGGCACUAUGGGACAUACUGCAACGUUCCAGUGUCAUUGUCCACCUCAUCAUCGUAACAAUAUGAUGUUCCUCUGCAAAGGAGACCAGAGCAGCAUUUCUUAUAAGGGUAUGUUCACACUGCACGAUGUUCAGAGCACGGUGAUACAAAUGUAGACUAAAAGGAAUAAUACUGUAGUUUACUGAUGUGGAAAAUUACAAUUAUGUCACACCUGCUAGUUGUAUUGCUAUAUGUUUAUUCUAAGUUCUGUAUAUUCCCACCAAGUUAAAGCUGUUUGGGUUACAUGCACAGGGUUGGACGUUGUUUUUCUCAGCUGCAUGGGAACCAGUCUGAUUCCCAUGCUUUGGUUCCCUUAUUCCUUUGUACAAAACUCAUGUGUCGUCUCUGCCUGGCAGAGCUUUCCGUUUCAGACUUGCUUCAUUAUUGACUGUCCUGUGAGCUCUCUGAGUUGUGCACAAUUCAUGAAUAAACCUGAUUGAGUGAUUUUA